AUGCGCGUGAAAACGCCAUGGAUUGAGGCCCUCAAUAAGAGCCGGGAGCAAUCGCAGCCGGGUCAGGAGGAAGCUCCUCGCGCGAAGCCGGAUCUGACGCCGAAAAAGAUGUCGGAAAGUUAUUAUAGCGCUGUUCUGCCCCUGGCUCAGGAUAAAUGGCUCCUAGAUACAUAUCUGAAUGCUUCGGGGCAUAUUAGACUGGGUUCAUUGCUGAUGGACCUUGAUGCGCUUGCUGGUGUUAUUGCCUACAGACACACCGGUGAUUCUGUGACGACUGUGACCGCGGCCGUGGACAGAAUUACCAUUGAGCAUCCGUUGAUGGAGAUCUGUGACCUCGAGUUGAGCGGCCAGGUUACGUACGCCACUGGAAGAUCGAGUAUGGAGGUUUCGCUUCAGGUUGCGAAGGUCCCGGCGCCUGGGGAAAAGACAAAUCCGGAAGAUGUUCUCAUUACGUGCGCAUUUACUAUGGUCUCGCUUGACCCUGCGACCAAAUCACCGGUCAAUGUUGCGCCUCUGUUGAUAGAAACCGACGAAGAGCGCGAACUGUUCAAGAAAGGAGAGAAGAACUAUCAGGCCAAGAAGGCAUUAAGGAAAAGGAGUCUGCUCGAGAAAGCCCCCGAUGAUGAGGAGAGUAACCUCAUCCACUCCUUAUGGACAAAAGAGAUGUCAUACUUGAAAUUCCCUGAGAAACGCCCCGCCAACACGAUCGACAUGAGUGACGCCGUCCUCAAAUCUGCUAUGAUCAUGCAGCCUCAAGACCGCAACCGCCACAACUUCAUGAUCUUUGGUGGCUUCCUCCUCAAGCAAACCUUCGAGCUCGCCUUCUGCUGCGCGGCAUCAUUCUCUCAUGCCCGUCCCAACUUCAUCUCCCUAGAUCCCAGUACCUUUGAAAAUCCCGUUCCCGUGGGGAGCGUGCUCUACCUCCGCGCCACCGUUGCAUAUACCGAGCCUCUUGAGCGCGAAUCAGGGAGCAAGAGCAAGUACACCAAGAUUCAGGUGCGAGUGGACACUAAAGUGCGAGACGUGGAGCACGGAACAAAGAAGUCAACUGGUAUGUUCAACUACACAUUCUUGGUUGAAGGGGAUUUGCAUGUUAUGCCGAAGAGCUACGGCGAGUAUAUGGUUUGGACGGAUGCUAGACGGCGCGCGAGGAACACGGAUGAGGUAACGCCGAUCAAGGAACGAAGCGCAUUGAGAGGCUUGGAUAGUGUAACUGAGUAG
Aspergillus mulundensis is the source of this 1221-nucleotide messenger RNA. Its product is annotated as putative acyl-CoA thioester hydrolase. Gene Ontology annotation, cellular component: mitochondrion. Gene Ontology annotation, biological process: acyl-CoA metabolic process. The record is from RefSeq and is a predicted model, not a curated record. The transcript has 5 exons. Lineage: Eukaryota; Fungi; Ascomycota; Eurotiomycetes; Eurotiales; Aspergillaceae. Bases 1 to 1221 code for a protein of 406 amino acids. Gene Ontology annotation, molecular function: fatty acyl-CoA hydrolase activity.